GACAGAGGCGGAUGGCCUUGGCCACGCGGGACGCAGCCGCUGCGCUUGGCCUUAGUGGGACUCGUGGUUCCAUGCGCGCCUUCUUCACGUUGGACCUGCCUCGUUCCUCCUUUUUCAUUUAAACUCUCCAUCUUGUGUGCCACGCCCACUUUUCCUGGAGGGGUCACCUCCUGCUGUGGGAGGAUAAGGAGAGGCUGGAGGAGUCCUGCUGGGGCAGGUGUGCUCGGAGGAGAGAGGGAAGAAGGUCAAACAAGUGAGUGAAGCAUGGGUGACUGGAGCUUUCUGGGGCGGCUGCUGGAGAACGCUCAGGAGCACUCCACUGUGAUCGGAAAGGUUUGGCUGACCGUCCUCUUCAUCUUCCGCAUCUUGGUGCUGGGCGCAGCGGCUGAAGAAGUGUGGGGUGACGAGCAGUCCGACUUCACCUGCAACACGCAGCAGCCCGGCUGCGAGAACGUCUGCUACGAUGAGGCCUUCCCCAUCUCUCACAUGCGCUUCUGGGUCCUGCAGAUCAUCUUUGUGUCCACGCCCACCCUCAUCUACCUGGGACACGUGCUGCACAUUGUGCGCAUGGAGGAGAAGAGGAGGGAGCGGGAAGACGAGAACAGGAAGUUGGGGCGGCACCUGGAGGACCACGACCCCCUCCACCACAAUGGAGACGGAGGUGGGGGUUGGAAGAAGGAGAAGCCACCCAUUCGUGACGAGCACGGCAAAAUUCGCAUCCGCGGGGCGUUGCUGAGGACCUACAUCUUCAACAUCAUUUUUAAGACCCUGUUUGAGGUGGGCUUCAUCCUGGGGCAGUACUUCCUGUAUGGCUUCCACUUGAGACCACUCUACAAGUGUCGCCGCUGGCCCUGUCCCAACACUGUGGACUGCUUUAUAUCAAGGCCUACCGAAAAGACCAUAUUUAUCAUCUUCAUGUUGGCGGUGGCUUGCGUUUCCCUCCUCCUCAACCUGCUGGAGAUCUACCACCUGGGUUGGAAGAAAGUCAAGCAGAGUGUCACCAAUGAGUUCGCCGCCGACAAUGAGUCUCUCCUGCUGGGUGCAGUACGAGCUGGCGCUGCCAAAACUCUUCCUGAGGAGGUCAGUCCAGCACUCGACUGUUUGCCCACGUACACGAGCGUGAGUGUGGUAGGGGGCAGUGUGGCUGAGGGGGGCGCUGACAGUCCGACUGAGGUGAUCUCCUUAAGUCCCAAUAUGACAACCAGUUCUGUCAAGUUGGCCCGCGCAUUGUUCCACCCAAAUGACCUCCUGUUGCAGUCCUUCUACAGUGGCAGCCGCAGCCAGCUGUCGGCAGAGGAGCAGAACUGGAGCAACAUGGCGCUGGAGAUAAAUGACGCCGAUGGGAAAAACUCCCCCAGCUCAUACCCUCCUCCCUCGCCACGGAGCUCAUCUUCAUCCUCACCUCAGGAGGAGAAGACUUCACCUUCUCCACAAGAGGUGCAACACUCCACCUUUCCUACACUUCCUUGCCACGCCCGUCUUUACCUUCUCUCGCUAGAGGAGGCAUUGGCAAGCAAGGAGAAUGUGCUUCCAAGUGAUCACCUUACCGUGGUUACCAAAGCCGAGAUGCAUCAACCCCCCGACAUACAGAAACCGAGGAGCAGCAUCACCCGGGCUCGCCCCGAUGACCUGGCAGUGUAGCGAGAAUGAACAAACACAACAUAUAUUUGGGUACAAGUAGAAACGAUGUUCAUCACCUCAUUUGGUGUCACAGAUUAAUUUUAGACAGAGCUACAGCUACAAUAAUUCACAUAGUAAUACUCAUUAGACCUCCACUAAAGUCGGGUCAUUGGAUCAGAACCAAAUUGUCCACUUGAUAACCACCUCCUAAAGUAUACCAGGAGUUUUCAUGCAUUAAUUAUACAUGUUCAAAAAAAUACCUUCUUUCAUAUAAAGUCGAGUAAUUAUUUUUUAUAAUCCUGCUAACAAAAAUACAAUAAGAACAUAUCCCCCUUGGCAAAGGUGGCUAAUACUUUGUGGUUACACUGGGGGGGAAAUAGUUAUUUGAUCCCCUGAAUUAGUAAGUUUACUCUCUUACAAAUAUAUAAUCAAUGCUUGGUUUUUAUGAUCGAUUUUUUUAAACAAAGACAAUGUAAAUAAUAAUAAUAAAUACAAGUUGUAAAUUGGUUUGUGUUUGGUUUAGGCACAUAAGUAUUUGUUUCCAAUGCAAAAGGUGACACUACUUGGUGUAGAAAGUAUUGUUGGCAAGCACAGAUAUCAGAUGAUUCUUGUAUUUGUAGUACUUGUAGAAGACCACUUGAAGUUUGUUGUAGUUGUAGUACAUGUACAAGUGCACAUGUAGUUUAUUGUAGUAGUAGUGCAUUUGUAGUUUCUUGAAAUUGUAGUACAAGUAGUAGUGUACAGUACUUGUAGUUUCUUGCAGUUGUAGUACUUGUAGUAGUGCAUUUGUAAUUUGUUGUAGUUGGUCAGCAGGAUUGCAAACAUGUCACGAGGGAUUUUGGUGAGAGAAACAUUACAAAACAGAAUUUUUGCCCCUCCAUGUCUGACAGUAAUCAAAAAAUAUAUUGGAUUCGUAUUCAACAUUUCUUUCCAAACAAACACAUCCAGUCCACCUGAUGCCAAACACCUACAUUUAGCUGUUAUGUGACCUCAUCACAUUGUCUUUCAUUCAGGUGUUGAUUGUCAAUCUUGUAGUCCUUUCCAGUCUUGUGCAGGUCUAUAAUUGUGUCCCUCAAGACAGCAUUUUGGUCAUUCCCUUGGGGGUGUAGAAGUUUGAAUGGAAGACAGUGUUUGUGUGACAGGUGUGUUUCAUUCACAUGACAGAGCUGAUAUUAGAAAUAAUUUCUUAAAGUGACAGGACUCAUUUGUGUGUUUCAUAGACACACAACUGCUGUGUGGGGUCACAAUGCUUGUUGUCUGGUACUGGAUACAAAUUCAUGUAUAACCUUUAUUUAAUGUUAUGGCUUAUAAUAUGUCAUUCCCUGUAAAAAAAAUAAUCCACCAUACAAAUUAUGUACUGUUCAUAUCUUUGCAAAGGAGUAAACUAAUACAAAUCAGCAGGGGAUCAAAUACAUGUUUCCACUACUGUAUGUGCACAAAGAUAUAACAGAAUGUUUGUCCAUAUUUUCUACCAGAAUAAAAGUGUCGCAAAAUUAAAAGUACAGUGCAAAAAAAGUUUGAACAGGCUUAGGAAAUAGGGUACAUCAGCAUACAUACCAAUUUACAUCAUGACAUCAGUGUUCGUAAUAACGGUGCUAUGUAAUGACAGCUUUAGUAACGCCGUUACUAGUAAUCCAAUUGCCGUAAGUGAUAGCUUGAUGUAACGUGGGACGCUACUUUUGAUGUGGUUUUAUGUCGACAACAAGACAGCAUCAUAAGUGCAGCAAGUUCAAUGCAGUAAAUAUAUUUUUACUAGUGAAAGCAACAAACAGCACCACACUAAAAUAAACCUGAUAUCAAAUAGGAAGAGGCGCCACCACACUGUGACACAGCAGACAACAACAUAAGCACACGUACACAAUAGGAAUAAUGAACAACAAAUCACUGAUUAAAGUUACAAACUUGCCAUCCAAACAAUACACCGUUUGUUGACAAGAAGAUAUGACAGCCAUCGAAGCACGUUCAAUCUCUUUAUUAAGCAGAGGUAACUCAAUCCGGUGAAAAGAUUCAAAAGAGCCGGUGUCAGAGCCGACAACUUGUCGUUAUUAACAGCUAGAGCUAACAAACACAGCUCCCUUAAACCCUCUAUUAAGUCAUACGUCACUAGGAAACAGGCCCCACCUUUUAAAAGCACACACACUCACACUGCUCCAGAUGAAAUGUCUGUCAACUGCAUAUGCCAGAUACUAAAAGUUGAUUUUUUUAAAGUUAGGUGUUAAUUACUUUCCCUAGUAAUUAAUUACAUUUAUUAAAGAGUAAUUCUGUCAGUAAUUUAAUUACAUUUUUGGUAAAGUAACUAGUAACUUUAAUAAUUACAUUUACAAAGUAAUUUUUAAGAAUACUGAUCAUGACAUGGGCUUUAAACGAUUAGUGUAGAGUUUAUAGAACACAUUUUAAAAAGAUGUUGUGACUCUUUUUAUGCAGUCUGCGCUAUAGUUGGUGCAGGGUGCUGCUUCACCUGCAUGCUGCUGCUCCUUGCUGUCCGAGCAUCGUAGCUUGUUUUGUGAAUGCUGCUGAGUACACAUACUGCAUGUCAUUCUGCACCACCAUUAUUUUAUUGAUUUACCAUUUUAACACUCAACUACUUUCAACAGUAUUCAUAUCUCAACUCAUUGAAGCUAUUCCAACAUCAAAAUAUUCAGCUCAUUCAGGACACGGUGGAUAUCUGUUGACAUAUACCACGAAAUUCCCAUAUUUUUCAUAAUUCAAUAUUUUAUGUUGACAUUACUAUUGAAAAUGAGUAAACCAUUUUUACACAUUUUAAGUUCUGCAUUCCUCCCAUUUCUUAAUCGAUACAAAUCAUUCCAACAUUAAAUCGUUCAAUUAAUUUAGGAAAUUCUGACUAUUACUAAUUAUUUUCGACAUCCCAAACAUACUUCACCUCAAAUUCCAAAUUUUUAAUAACACAAAUUUUCUUUGAUUUUGUGAAUUUUUAGGACUUCCACAUUUCCCAACCAAAUCAAAACAUUUCAUCAUAAAAACAUUCAGCUCAUUUUAAACAUUUAUGUCAGGGGUGGGCAAACUAUGGCCUGUUGGCCACAUGCUGGACGCUAUGCUUAUGACCCGUAGAACAACUCGAAAUCAUAUAUUUUUUAAACACCCAAGUUGUAGCCAGCAACACGACUUGCAACGCUACUGUGACGAAUUUGAGUCACACAGGAAAUAGUCAGAGCCAAACUACACCUAUACCUGCAUCUACACUGGUUGGUAGGUUGCUGGAGUGGGUGAGGGUUAGAUUUUCACUGCAUAUUCUACAAAAAAAAUGCAGAAAAAAAACUGUAAAGGUCCCAAAUCCCCUGAAAAUGUUACCUUAAAACCAAAAUUAGUAUCUUUGAUGAUUUCCAUGCAUCCUGUCAUAAUUAAUGUAGUAGUUAAAUUAAUAACUCCUACAAUAUAAAAAUGGGACCCAUAACCUCCCUGCUUGGCACUCAGCAACACGGGUUGAAGUUGGGGGUUAAGUCACCAAAAUGAUUCCCGGGCGCGGCGCCGCUGCUGCCCACUGCUCCCCAAGGGGAUGGGUCAAAUGCAGAGGACAAAUUUCACCACAUCUAGUGUGUGUGUGACAAUCAUUGGUAUCUUUAAUCUUUAAUCUUUAAACUACAGAAAACACACAAUUUCAAAAGCGUAAACUGCGCUUUUUUUUUUUUUACAAUUGCUCAAAAUAUAGACACAGUCUUUUUGUCUCUGCGUCCACCUUUCAUUGAUGUAGAACUUUUUCUAUUUACACAAAAAGCACAUUACUCUCAUACCCUGUUGAAAAACGUGUGUAAAUGUGUGUAAGUAGGGCUGUGCGAUAUGAACGAAAAAGUAUAUCUUGAUAUAUUUUUACUUAAACUUGAUAUUCGAUAUAUAUCUCGAUAUAAUUUCCGGUGAAAAUAUUUAUACAAAGAUAUUCAUUUUUGAGCGAGAUUCACUGAAAUUUAAGUGAAUGACAAUUGUACUGUAAACAGUCAGUGGCACUUUUAUUAACCCACUUAGUCAAGAUGGUUAUUAACAGCACAUAAAAUAAACUGUUUAAGUAGCACAUAAUUAUAUAGCAUAAAUAAAAUAGAAACAUAUUCUUUCUACAUAAAAUAAAUAACUUAGCUGUGCAAAUAAUACAAAAUAUAUCAAACUCAGAUAAAAAAUAAAUAUGCAGGCAGGCACUUUUUAAAUCCCAGUCGACGAUGUAAUGGACUGUCACACACAUGUAUGGUUCUGUGGUCCUACUAGACCACAGCGCCACGUAAGUGACUUGACUUUAUUGUGUGACUAUGAUCUUGUUGUUUGUUUCAAAAUAAGUCAAUUAUUCAAUGUCAAGAUAUAAAGAAUAUAAAUAAUGAACAAAAUGUCAACUACUGUCUUGUUGUAAAACACCAAUGGAAAUGAAAUGUAGCAUUUAGACAGGCUAUACUGUAGCAAAAGUCAUCACAUGUCCACAAUCUUGUGUGUUCUUAAAUGUGUAUUCCACCCUCUUCCAUGUCGAGACCAGUUUUGAUUUGGGCUUACAUGGUAAACAACCCAAAUGUUGGCCAUUGUUUUAUCCAGACGCAUGCAUUUGUCCAAACGUGGCCAAGUAGACACAUUGUAGGUUUCCUGGACGUCGUCUACAUCGCUAAAAUAAAAAUCUUAAGAAGAGAAUCACUCUGCCAUCUUCCACUAGUUUUUUAAUAUAUAAAUUGCCCGCUUGAAAACUCCCUCUUCUCUUCUACAAUUCUCUCGUCGUCAUUUGGGAUGUCUGUUGUGAUUUCCCUUCCUGGUUCGAUGACCCGCCCUAUCUUGCCUCUGAUUGGCCUGUCCCUAAUGUUUUGCCCUAAUCUCAACCAAUCGUGACUCAUCAUAGCACGUCUUGGAAGGAGGAAUGGGAGGGGUUUAGUAUCCCGUGGAGGGGAGCGGAGGAGAACAAAGAACACAACAAAUAAGCGCCGUUUGGUCAUUUUAAUGUGAAAUAAAUUAUAUCUAUAUUACGAUAUUUUCUUAAUUCAUAUCUUGUUUAAAAAUAUAUCGAUAUAUCUUACAAACUCGAUAUAUCGCCCAGCCCUAUGUGUAAGUGAGUACUUCUUCUUUGCUGUGAUAAUCCAUUCACCUCAUGUCAAGUGUGGCAUAUCAAGCUCUGAAUUAGACAGCAUUUAAUGCCACACCAAAAUGUGCAGUUUUAACAGCAUAAUGCCACAUAUUUUGCAGGCGUUGAGGGAGUGUUUAAUAGGCUUGCUGACUGCAGCGAUGUCCACUAGAGCUGUUGACCCUGAAUUGAAUGUCCAAAGGUGUUUUUAGAGAAUUUGGCAGUACAUACAGUACAUACAACUGCAGACCAUGUUUAACUACACCAGCCUAGUACCUCAAUAUCCAGCAUCUUCACCUUCAAGAUCAUCUGAGACAAGUCCCCCAGACAGCGGCCGAAACGGUCACUUAACUUUUAAAGAAUUUCUGCACAAAUUGUCAGAAAUCGUCUCAGGGAAGGUCAUCUGCAUCAUCUGCUAAUUGGUCUUACAUUGACUGCAGUUGGUCGUCGUAACCAAUGUGACUCUGCAAAUACCCGCAUUCAGUGAUGUCUGGCAUUUUGGAAAGGUGUUCUAUUCCUGGAUGAAUCCCGGUUUUUAAUGUUUAGUGCAAAUGGCAGACAUUCAUGUACGAGUCUGAAGUCAGGGUGGAAGAAGUGGUCAAUGGUUUGAUGGAAUGUGCAGGCACAUUUUGUGGAGAACCAACACCGAUGGAUUUUAUAAAUAGCAUUUUGAAUGCACAGAUUGUGACGAGACCCCGAGCUCCAUUGUUGUGCCGUUCAACAAUGACAACCAGCUCAUGAUAAUGCAUGGCCCCCGCUCCUGGAAGCUGAAAUAUCCCAUCAUCCCAUCAUCCCAGCAUACUCAUCAGACAUGUUACCCAUUGGGUCUGUUUGGGAUGCUGUGAGUCUCCGCAUAAGAAAGGGUGUUCCACUUCACACAGCUAUUGAAGCUAAGAUACACCCCCUUAUGACUAUCUGUUGGUUUCCCGAAUGGACUGGACUCACACUUUUUCUAUCAUCUACCCACUUGACAUGAAUUGCAGCCCGUCACCCUGGAAGUGAGGGCCCUACAUCUGCGAUUCCUUCUCAAUGUUUUUUUUGUUUAGUUUUUCCUGGCCCUGGAUUUGGGUUUGGAUCAAGGGAUGUCGUUGUGAGUUUGUGAAGCUCUGUUAAGGCUGUAUGAAUACAAUUUGAUUCAUUGAUUGGGUGAUUGAAAGAGGAGUGGACCAACAUUCCACAAUCAACAACAUUAGAUGUGUUGCAUUUCUGGAGACAAAUGGUGGUCACAUUAGCCGCUGACUGGUUUUCUGACGUACCCCCCGUCCCCCAGCAGUGCCAAUACAGUAACUUUGUUGUUGGCAUCCGUAGGUCUCGGAAGACAAUGAAUUGGCGCCCCUUAGAUAUGAUUUAGUUGGUCAUGCAGUAUCUGCUGUAGCUGUACAGACCAACACGGGAGUGACAGUCUCUGUUGCACUUGGUGCAUUUAUAAGUCGAGUCAGCGACAGGAUGUAGUUGCUUGCUCUUUCUCUGAGCUCGCUUCUCAUCUGCAAGCUGGCGGCGUUUUGCCUCGCCAGCUUUCAGUCCAGUGUUCACGGUGUGUCUCCAGCUGAAUCUGUCCUGAGCAAGCUCUUCCCAGGUGUUCAGGUCCAUGUCGAGCGCUUUCAGGUCACGCUUGCAGACAUUCUUAAAGCGGAGAUGGGGCCGUCCCGUUGUCCUCCUGCCAAAAGCAAGCUCUGCGUAGAUUAUGUCUUUGGGGAUCCGGCCAUCGUCCAUUCGACGCACAUGGCCCAGCCAUCGAAGGCGACGCUGACGGAGCAGAGUGACCAUGCUGGGAAUCUUGGCUUGCAUCAGCACCUCGUUGUUUGUCACACGAUCGCUCCAUAUAAUCCCGAGUAUGCGACGGAGGCAGCGCAUGUAAAAGGCACUUAGCCUCUUCUUCUGCGAGGAGUACAGAGUCCAGGAUUCGCUGAUGUACAAGAGAGUGCUUAGCAUGCAGGCACGAUACAUAGUGAUCUUGGGGUUUAUUGUCAGCAUGCUGUUGUUCCACACUCUUUGCGACAACCUGGCCAAGGUUGUGGAUGCCUUGCCAAUCCUCUUGUUGAUCUCUGCUUCCAGUAAGAGGUUGUCAGUGAUGGUGGAACCAAGGUAUGUGAACUGGCUGACGACCUCUAGUUCAUCGUUGUUGAUGGUGAUACAGGGUGGUUCAGCAUCUUGGGCCAUCACAUUUGUCUUCUUCAGACUGACAGUCAGGCUGAACUCGUCGCAUGCCUUUGCAAAGUGGUCCAUCAGGCUCUGUAGCUCUUCUUCUGUGUGGGUGGCCAGAGCAGCGUCAUCUGCAAACAGCAUGUCUCUGAUGGUUACCUUCCGGACCUUGCUCUUUGCUUUUAGGCGAGCCAGGUUGAACAGUCUGCCGUCUGACCGAGUGUGGAGGUAAACACCCUCGGUCGACGAUCCGAAGGCGUGCUUCAGCAGAACGGCAAAGAAGAUGCCGUAGAGAGUGGGAGCGAGGACACAGCCCUGCUUGACGCCACUGCGGAUGUCGAAGGCACCUGACGUCGAGCCGUCAUAUUGAACUGUGCCUUUCAUGCCGUCAUGGAACGACUUGAUCCUGCUCAGGAGUAUCGGUGGGCAGCCAAUCUUCGCUAGGACUGUGAAGAACCCAUCCCUGCUGACAAGGUCGAACGCUUUGGUCAAGUCUAUGAAGGCCAGAAAGAGGGGCUUGUGCUGCUCUCUGCACUUUUCUUGCAGUUGCCUGAUGGUGAAGACCAUGUCAAUGGUUGAUCUUUCCGAGUGGAACCCGCACUGUGACUCUGGGUAUACUCUAUCAGCAAGCUUCUGCAGUUUGUUCAGGAGGACGCGUGCGAAGACUUUGCCUACGAUGCUUAGGAGAGAUAUUCCUCUGUAGUUGUUGCAAUCGCUUCUAUCACCCUUUUUCUUGUACAGGGUAACAAUGUUGGCAUCUCUCAUGUCCUGAGGUACUGAUCCUUCCUCCCAGCACUGACAGAGGAGGUCGUAAAGUUGUUCCCUCAGUGUGCUGUCGCCGCACUUGAUGACUUCUGGUGGUAUGCCCUCCUUCCCAGGCGCUUUCCCUGAGGACAGGCUCUCAAUGGCCUUCUUCAGUUCAGCCACAGUGGGUUUCUCGUCCAGUUCAGCCAUGAGAGGGAGGCUUUCAAUGACUGCAAGGGCAUCGGAUGUGACUUGAUUCUGUCUGGAGUACAGUUCGGAAUAGUGUUCCACCCAUCUCUCUAUCUGCUUGCCUUUGUCCUGGAUGGUCUCGCCCGUGGCAGACUUCAGUGGUGUUGUAACCUUCUUGGUGGGGCCCAUGGCUUUCUUGAUGCCUUCUUACAUGCCCCUGAUGUUUCCAGUAUCAGCCGCUAACUGGAUGCUCUGGCAGAGCUGGAGCCAGUAUUCAUUAGCACAUUGCCUUGCUAGUCUCUGUACUUUGCUCUUGGCAGAUAUGUACACCUGCAGGGUCCUCUGGCUGGGGGAUCGCUUGUAUUCCAGGUGAGCUCUGCGGCGUUCUUCUACGGCUGGAGUGAGUAUAGAGGAGUUGGCCUCAAACCUGUCGUUGUUAUUUGUCUGCUUCUUUCCAAAGACCAUCAUGGCAGUGCUGUGUACAGACUCUCUAAUGCGGUCCCAUCUCUCUGUGGCUGAGCCACCAGGAGGAUCUGAGUCAAGCACCUCGGAGAGAGAUUGGGUGAAUUCCGCUACCUUGUCAGGAUGUGCGGUCUUGCUCACAUCUAUGCGGUAUUUGCCCUGGGGCCUGGAGCGAUGGAUCUUCUUAGACAGAAGUCUCAUCUUGGAGUACACCAGCAAGUGAUCAGUAUUGCAGUCAGCGCUGUGAAAGGAGCGGGUAAGGAGGACACACUUCAACGCAGAUCGCCUGGUGAUGAUCAGGUCUAACUGGUGCCAGUGUUUGGAGCGAGGGUGUCUCCAAGACACUUUGUGCUGAGGCUUUGUCUGGAAGAAGGAGUUGGUGAUGCUGAGGUCAUGGUAUGAGCAAAACUCCAGGAGUCGUUGCCCAUUCUCAUUCAUCUUUCCAACACCAAACUUUCCAAGACAGGAGGGCCAAGAGUCGUGAUCAGUGCCCACUCUGGCGUUGAAGUCACCUAGCAGUAUCAGGUGCUCUUCUUUUGGGAUCCUGUCGAUAAGAGCGUCUAGCUGGCUGUAGAACUCGUCCUUGGUAUCCCUGGUGGCGCUGAGUGUUGGUGCAUAUACACUGAUCAGGUUGACGGGCCCAGUGGUGGUGUGGAGACGGAGUGAUAGCAGUCUUUCUGUGCCUUGUUGACAGGGUUCUAUCAUUCCCAAUAGAGAGUUCCGGACAGCAAAUCCAACGCCAUACUCUCUGGUUUCCUCUGCACUCUUCCCUUGCCAGAAGAACGUAAAGUUAUUUUCUCUGAGAGUUCCAGAGUCGACAAGCCGCGUCUCCUGCAGUACGGCAAUGUCAACCUGCAGUCUCACAAGUUCAUCGUUGAUGACUGAGGUCUUCCGAGCAUCGCUGAUGGCCUGGAGGUCGUCGGACAGUCCUGGAUGUCAUUGUUCUGACAUUCCAUGUGCCCAGCUUGAGGGGAGAAGUUUUCAUUGUUGAAUUUAAAUUUCUUGUGUUGUUGCCUGGUGCAGCAAUCACAGUCCACUUGUCGGAUACUUGUACCCUAAGCCCUACGCACCCAGUAAGGCAGGCUGACUGUGGCGGGACAACACCUAUUUGGCUGGGGGCUGCCCAGCUUGAGGCGGGCGGUAGUUGUCCAAUGAGACGUGGUGUUCUCUCCCACCGACGAAAGCAACCCCUGGCGCCAGCUCUACGCCAA
This is a messenger RNA of Entelurus aequoreus (snake pipefish), 11409 nucleotides long. RefSeq names its product gap junction alpha-3 protein-like. Gene Ontology annotation, cellular component: connexin complex. Gene Ontology annotation, biological process: cell communication. The record is from RefSeq and is a predicted model, not a curated record. NCBI's taxonomy places the organism in Eukaryota, Metazoa, Chordata, Actinopteri, Syngnathiformes, Syngnathidae. The coding region runs from base 265 to 1641 and encodes 458 amino acids. The transcript has 4 exons.